Molecule: messenger RNA, 573 nt
Organism: Microthlaspi erraticum
Lineage: Eukaryota; Viridiplantae; Streptophyta; Magnoliopsida; Brassicales; Brassicaceae
Source: the annotation of a GenBank genome assembly
AUGUUCAGAAAGAUUUUGAAGCUUCAUUCAAAAGCCAUACAAUUUCUUAACAUUAAAAUUGGUUGUGGAGACUCUAAUUUCUUUUGGUGGGCUCCUUGUACCCCUUUUGGCUCUCUCCACGUUUUCUUGGGUGAGGAUGGUCUCUCGCUUUUGGGAAUCCCACUCUCUGCUACUGUUUCCAACAUUUGGAAUGGAACUGGAUGGGUUUUGCCUCCUACACAAACAGAGCGCCAAGUGUUACUUCCUUCUUAUCUAUUAACCAUUGGUUGCUCUUCUCAAAGUGCUAGUCCUGUCUGGUUUAUAUGUGGUUUACCUCAGACAUCUUUUUCUCUAAAUGCUGUGUGGAAUCAAAUCCGCUCCUCUAAGCCAGAGGUGUCAUGGGCGUCUUUGCUAUGGCAUAAGACUGGUUUAGCUCGACAUCAGACGACUACUUGGCUUUUUCUUCUUAACAGGAACCCUACUUUGGAUCGCUUGUCCGCCUGGGGCUAUGAUAUGGAAGGAACCUGUUUACUUUGUGGCGUGGAUUUGGAAACUAGGGAUCAUUUGUUCUUCGAAUGUUCCUUCUCUAUUUAA